Botrytis porri is the source of this 1676-nucleotide messenger RNA. RefSeq lists its product as uncharacterized. The record is from RefSeq and is a predicted model, not a curated record. NCBI's taxonomy places the organism in Eukaryota, Fungi, Ascomycota, Leotiomycetes, Helotiales, Sclerotiniaceae. Gene Ontology annotation, biological process: regulation of DNA-templated transcription. The transcript has 2 exons. Bases 86 to 1492 code for a protein of 468 amino acids. Gene Ontology annotation, molecular function: zinc ion binding; DNA-binding transcription factor activity, RNA polymerase II-specific.
AGUGGAAUUCCGCUUUUAUACUGAAUAAUUGUAUUUUACUCACGAUCAGAAGUUCUAGGCUUAGUUCCAUUAAAGUACCAUAGAUAUGACGACGCUUUUAGUCCACCAAAGCAAGACUCGGAAGAAGGCGUGUACGGCCUGCGUCAAAGCAAAACGGAGGUGCGAUUUGUUGUUACCAGUAUGCUCCAGAUGUGAUAUGAAGAAUUUGGGUUGUGUUUAUGUGAAUGAGGUAUCUUGGAUGAAAUCAACAAGGUCUUCUCAACGUGCUAAACCAACCACGGUUCCUGUGGAGAGCAGUACGACAGCACAGUCUGCACAGAUAUUUACUGAUUCGUAUGAGGCAUGUCUCGAUUCGUUGCCCUACGACACUAUACCACUCUUAGAUUACCAAGAUCAACAAUCUAACCUGGAUCUCACAUCGUGGAAUUCCACCAGCAACACCGCCCUUUCUUUUUCACCUGACAUAUUAUUUCCAAUCACCAAUCCACUUACAUCACUUAAUCCUCAGACUCUGUCUCCCUCUAUCGAUCCAUUCCCAUCACCUUACUCAUCUCUUCAAUUUCCUCCUCGCAACACCCUUAACCCCGCUCAAAUCACCUACAUCUCAACCCAACUAAAAUCAUUCGUAUCAUCCUUCGCACUGCACUCCCACAACUCCUUCAUCCAUCCAGUUUCAUUCCAUAAUCUUGGUAAACCCCUACCCACCCCAUAUGCCGACGCACUAUCUAUCUGUGCACUUCAUACCCUCGGCUCUCCUCAUGUCUUCUCGAUUCUCGACUCUAAUAUCUCAGAUCUUAUUUCAUCCAGUGAAAAAGGUUACUGGCGUUCAUCCGAAUGGCUGAUCGUAGUUCAAGUUUUGAAUUUAUAUCAAAUAAUCCGUCUCUGGUCUUCAAAUGAAAGACAAAAGAUAAACGCCGAAAGACAUAUACCAUUGCUAAUGCAAUGGACAAAUCAACUACAAAUGGAAUAUGUAGGAUUGUUAGCACAAGGUAUAGACACGCGACUUCCCACAGACGCUGCCUUUGGUAAAGAUAGCAAGCUACAAGAUCACGCAGAAAGAUGGGUCCUUCUGGAAAGUAUACGACGAGCCGUCAUGAUUAGUAUGAUUAUACAAUGCUUAUAUGGCGGGAUGAAGAAUGGGUAUAUAGGGGAAUUAUUACCUGUAUUAUUUCACCUACCAGUCGGUGUUGAUGCGGGUAAAACAUGGGAAAGUUUGGGUAGGCAAGUUCUCAACGAACAUCACACAUGGGAACAUCACUCUGACGAUGCAACAAACAUCGAGUAUGGAGAAAUCUACGCAUACAAAUAUUGGAGCGAGGGCUGGACGAUUGGGAUUGUGGGAGGAGGUGAAAUGGAACAGGAAAUUUAUGAGAGGAUGUUGUUGGUAGCUUGUGCUAGUACUAGAGCGAUUGAAAGAUGGGGAGGAGAUGUGGAGUCGGAACAUGGAGAGGUGGAAUUGCCGGUUGUGGGAAGCUUGGAGAUGGAUGUGUAGGUUUGAUGGAUUGAGGACUUUGGGGAAGUGGGAGGUUGCAUUUGGAGGUGUUUUAGAAUUAGCAUAGGCGUUAGGGUAAAUGCCGCGCUCUUUCGCUUGCAGGAUCGGCAGUCGCUACAUAUAGCACUGACAAUACGUCAACUUAUUAGAUAUUCCACUCAAUACGUAGAUUUUAUGAAUAUUU